Messenger RNA from Dovyalis caffra, 1077 nucleotides. Lineage: Eukaryota; Viridiplantae; Streptophyta; Magnoliopsida; Malpighiales; Salicaceae. The record is from the annotation of a GenBank genome assembly.
AUGAAAGCAAUCGGAUUUAUGGAGGGAAAAUUCCCAGAUGAGCUAAAGAAAGUCCUUCGAUCAGUAGGAUCUGAAUGGGGAGAUGUGGUAGAUGACAUGCAAGCAUUGGAGGUGGUACCUUUGAAGGGGGCUAUGACCAAUGAGGUUUUCCAGAUAAACUGGCCUACGAAGUGUGGUAAUCUUAAUCGAAAAGUAUUGGUUAGGAUUUAUGGCGAAGGUGUUGAAGCUUUUUUCGACAGGGAUGACGAGAUUAAGACUUUUGAGUGCAUGUCAAAGCAUGGACAAGGUCCUAGGCUUCUUGGCCGGUUUGCUGAUGGAAGAGUUGAAGAGUUUAUUCAUGCCAGAACACUAUCAGCUGCUGAUCUUCGUGAUCAUGAAAUAUCUGCUCUGGUGGCUGCAAAGAUGAGAGAGUUCCACGACCUUGAGAUGCCUGGUCCUAGGGCUGUACUCCUCUGGAAUAGAAUGAGGGACUGGCUGGUUGAGGCCAAAACCAUGUGCUCUGCCAAAGAUGCAAAAGAAUUUCGUUUGGAUAAUCUAGAAGAUGAGAUCGAUAUGCUAGAGAAGGAACUGUCAUGUGACCAUCUAGAUAUUGGGUUUUGUCAUAAUGACCUGCAGUAUGGUAACAUAAUGCUUGACGAAGAGACAAGAUCGAUCACCUUAAUUGAUUACGAGUAUGCAAGUUUCAAUCCUGUUGCAUAUGACCUUGCAAAUCACUUCUGUGAAAUGCUAGCAAAUUAUCAUUCUGAAACGCCACAUAUUUUGGACCAUAACAAAUACCCAGGACUGGAGGAGCGGCGCAGAUUUGUUCAUGCAUAUCUAAGUUCUGCAGGGAAAAAACCUAGCGAAGAUGAAGUGGAGUUGCUACUUCAAGAAGUGGAAAAGUACACUCUGGCAAGUCAUCUCUUUUGGGGAUUGUGGGGAAUAAUCUCGGGCUACGUAAACAAAAUAGAGUUCGACUACACGGAGUAUGCUAGGCAGAGGUUUCAGCAGUAUAGGUUGAGAAAGCAAAAGCUCUUGGGAUCCUCUGAUAAUGCCUCUGAUAACCAUGCAACUGGAUCUGCUGUGUACGGUAAAUGA